AAACGAGUUCAGACCCUGGGUAGAUGUUAAGCCUGUGAAAGCUAUAAAGGCAAAGCCCCAGUACAAGCCACCAGAGGAGAAAAUGACCCAUGAAACCAGUUACAGUGCUCAGUUCAAGGGGGAAACCAGUAAGCCUUCUCCAGCUGACAACAAAUUCCUGGAGCGCAGAAGGAUACGCACUCUCUACAGCGAACCCUACAAAGAACCACCAAAGGUGGAGAAGCCUAGUGUAAAGCCUUCCAAACCAAAAAAGACCACGACAAGCCAUAAACCCCUGAAAAAGGCCAAAGACAAGCAGAUUGCAUCUGGCCGGGCUGCCAAGAAAAAGAGCGCCGAGACCUCCAACACAGCCAAGCCAGAGGACAAGGAGAAAAGCAAAGAGAUGAACAAUAAACUGGCUGAGGCAAAAGAGAGCCCUGAGAAAAACCCUGGUGCUACAGACCAAGAGCCAAGUACCUUAGUGCAGGACCAGUGCACAUGAAGUCAAGCAUUUUCUUCCGAGCGGCGGCUGGAGGAAACGUAAUGUUUGCAUGACCCGUGGCUUGUCUGGCUGGCACACAAUAAAGCUGAUGA
Molecule: messenger RNA, 573 nt
Organism: Chaetura pelagica (chimney swift)
Lineage: Eukaryota; Metazoa; Chordata; Aves; Apodiformes; Apodidae
Gene: MAP6
Product: microtubule-associated protein 6
Exons: 3
Coding region: 83-481 (132 amino acids)
Biological process (GO): positive regulation of axonogenesis; dendrite morphogenesis; microtubule cytoskeleton organization
Cellular component (GO): Golgi-associated vesicle; dendrite; cis-Golgi network
Molecular function (GO): microtubule binding; calmodulin binding
Source: RefSeq, a predicted model, not a curated record